CGGACCGACAUUCUGGUUUCUCUCUCUUGACAAUGCCUCUAUUGCGCCGGGGUCCCAUCUGCCACGGAUGCCAGCAACGCUCGUCACAGGCUCUGCAGAGUCCUGUUCGACAGUUUCAGUGCGAGCAUUGCGAGGCCCUGAACUAUUUUGACGAGCAUGGCGAUAUAGCAGAUCCACCACCACAAGUCACGGAUCCUUUCGCAGCGUCCUCCUUACCGUCUGUGCAGUAUGCAUAUCAAGUUCCUCGUCCGUCGACGCCGCUGCCGUCAGCAACGCAAGAUACGCUGUUCUGUGCAGACUGCGUGAAGAACCAGCAGUACUACACCGAUGCCUUGUCAAACUAUCUUCCGCCGCCCGAUGACCCUUCAUAUGAAAAGUAUGAAGCCGCGUAUAAUGACUGGAAGAGGAGCCUAGAAGAGCGUUAUCCGCAAGUAUGUGCGACGUGCCUGCCACGAGUCAGACAGAAGUUGAAGGAUACUCGAUAUGCGACCAUAACAGAGGACCUGCGGCGGAAAAUGCUGCGCAGCAAACAUGGGCUCCCUAUAAGUUACAACCAGAUGCUGUCCAGGCGUGGUGUAUUCUACAUUCUUGCCGGUGCGGGAUGGUGGCUCAGCAUACUAUCACAGCUUGCAUGGCAUGCUUUGGGCUUGUUGAUCGCGCAAGGAAGCUAUCACGACGACGAUGAGAUUUUACCGAGCACAUGGCAAUGUGGAGAACGCCUUUGGAAAGCUCACGAGAUAUCAUGGCCAUGCUUCGAGCAUGUCACCCCAUUGCUAUUACCCUCACUCCUCAUCGGUUUCCUAUGCUGCUGGUGGCAUCCCACUCUAAUAAAAAAGAUGCACGCUUCGGGCGGGAGAAUGAAGGGGCAAAAGAACUACCUACAGCUGCAGUUGGUAACCCUGACCAUCAGGCUAGGACUAUGGCGAUUCCUGCGAGAGCCAUUCUUCCUAACACCACAAGCAUUCAAAGGAGCCCAUACCGCAGCACUGGCAUUCCUCCUCAUCAUGAUCAUCGCUUCCAUACGAGCAAUCCACAUCGACUACACGCCUCGCUUCACAUUCAAAGAACUCCAAGAACCAGCAGCACCCAAACCCUCCCCAGGAUCCCGCACACCAGCUACCUCCAACCCUCACACAUCACCCACCACCUUCCAACCCUCACCCCUCCGCGUCGAGCCCUUCCCCAUCACCAAACUAGCCCCGACAUCACCACACCACUCCCCCAACAAAUCAGACCCAGAAAGCAGCCCAGACGACGACGACGACAACGACAACAACACCGCAGCAGACAUCGACGAAAUGGACUGGACCCCCACAAGACGCGACUCCUCAACCAGCUUCCGACCCUCCAAACCCCUAACCUCAACAACCCCCUUCAACCACCCACCCAACCAAAUAAUCACACACCCAAUCCCCUCCCCCUUCUUCGGCACCCUCCCCUCCGCACCCCUCACGCCCGCCCACCGCGCCCGCAAUCCACCGCAACGCCCCCUCUUCAAAGCGACCCCGCUCGCCAAACAGCAGGACUUUUUCACCAGCAUGAUGCUGAAGGGCGCAGCGCAGAACAGUAAUACACGGGGUUCUGCACAGCAGCAGCAGCAACAAACACAACAAACACAGCAACAACAGACAACACCAUUCACCCUCACCCCCGCCACCCUGAACCUGGCCGAAGAUCCCGUCGAGACCGGGCUGGAGAGCAUCUUUGACAAUUUCUUUACCAUUGCGGAUGAGCCGGCGGAGGUGCGGGCUGUGCGGGCGCGGACUGCGCGGAGUGCGCGGAGGGAUUGGUGGGCUGUGGUGCGGAUGGUGGGUGUUUGGAUUAGUCCGUUGGUUGUGGGUGUGGGGGUGAUGUAUGCUUGGGCUGGGUGGCGGGGUGGUGGUGGUUAUGGUGAUGCUAGGGGGCAGGUGGGAAAGGGGCGGCAGAUGCCGGUUCGGUUGCCGUUGGGGGGGACGUGGGUUGAGAUGGAUGGUUAUGGUGGGUAGUGGGUGGGUGGGUUGGUUGUUCGUGGUGGUGAUAAGUUGUGUUUUUCUUGUUUGAGGCUCGUGUUCACUCUGUUGUGGCGUGCAUAAGCAAUCGUACGAUUGGUGUUUGUAGAGCGUGGUCGAACUC
Pseudovirgaria hyperparasitica is the source of this 2112-nucleotide messenger RNA. RefSeq lists its product as uncharacterized. NCBI's taxonomy places the organism in Eukaryota, Fungi, Ascomycota, Dothideomycetes, Acrospermales, Acrospermaceae. Gene Ontology annotation, cellular component: microtubule organizing center attachment site; chromosome, centromeric core domain; nuclear inner membrane. The record is from RefSeq and is a predicted model, not a curated record. Bases 33 to 1985 code for a protein of 650 amino acids. The transcript is spliced from 2 exons. Gene Ontology annotation, biological process: nuclear inner membrane organization.